AUGGAGCGUCCAAACAUCAUCCGCACCGGUAUUGGCAACUCCACGGACCCUGUCAACAUCGAUGCAAUUCUCACCCUAGGAGGUGACAGCGAUGGCGGCGACCACACCAAUGGUGUCAGCACUGGUCUCAGCACCAUUCCAGACGAACACAACCCCCACCCGCUCACAGACAAGGCACCCAGCAAGCGCCGUCUCUCCUUGCUGGACGAGACAUGGAGCUCGGACACAGAAGAGGAAGACAGUCAUGAGCUCGACAAGGCCAUCGCUGCUCAGAAGGCCUCGCGUACGACUGGCUCCGAAGUCUCCUCCACAUCUAGCAAGAACAACGCACCUAUGCCAACCCCUCAAAAGAAGACUCCCGCUUGA
Molecule: messenger RNA, 366 nt
Organism: Dichomitus squalens LYAD-421 SS1
Lineage: Eukaryota; Fungi; Basidiomycota; Agaricomycetes; Polyporales; Polyporaceae
Exons: 1
Coding region: 1-366 (121 amino acids)
Source: RefSeq, a predicted model, not a curated record